CGACAAAAGCAAGCAGUUGGAAACGCAGCUCUUCAUUGCCGAUUUGACAAGGAUCGCUUCACCCUCAACAGUCCAGGUGAAACCGGGACCAUACAUUACGGUUAUCGUACGGAACCAUCGCAUUUUGUCGGCGCCUUGGAAGAAGAAGAUAAUAAAGCCAUGCCUCAGCUCCGGUAGCGACUUGAAAAAACAUUCAAGCCGCCGCCAUGUUCACUUUCACCCCGCUGCAAGGCGCUCUCGCCGAGUCUACGGCAUCGCAGUCGCUUUUGGAACUGGAUGGAGGUGUCAAGGUUCUGAUAGACGUUGGCUGGGAUGAGACUUUCGAUGUUGAGAAGCUCAGGGAAUUGGAAAAGCAAAUACCGACAUUGUCGUUGAUUCUGUUGACACAUGCGACGGUGGACCAUCUCGGCGCAUAUGCGCACUGCUGCAAACACUUCCCCCUCUUCACCCGCAUCCCGGUCUAUGCGACCCGACCAGUUAUCGACCUCGGCCGAACACUAACCCAGGAUCUUUACGCCUCGACCCCCGUAGCUGCCACGACAAUAUCCCCGACUUCGCUUGCAGAGGUUGCAUACUCAUAUGCGCAGACAUCUUCUGCAGACCACAACCUGCUGCUACAGCCUCCGACACCCGAAGAGAUUGCGCGCUACUUCUCCUUGAUUCAACCGCUCAAGUACUCACAGCCUCACCAGCCGCUUCCAUCGCCCUUCUCUCCGCCUCUCAAUGGCCUCACAAUCACCGCUUACAACUCCGGUCACACGCUCGGAGGAACAAUCUGGCAUAUCCAACAUGGGCUCGAGUCGAUUGUCUACGCCGUUGAUUGGAACCAGGCCCGCGAGAAUGUCUUCUCCGGUGCCGCGUGGCUGGGAGGAGGGCACGGGAGCGCAGGCGGUGCCGAAGUCAUUGAGCAGUUACGCAAGCCGACUGCUUUGGUAUGCAGCAGCCGCACGCCUGAAACUGCACUUGCCCGUGCCCGGCGGGAUGAGCAGCUCCUAGAGUCAAUCAAACUAUGCAUCGCCAGGGGCGGGACGGUUUUGGUCCCUGUGGAUUCGAGCGCGAGAGUGCUCGAGCUCUCUUAUCUCCUGGAGCACGCAUGGAGGGCCGAGAUCGCCAACAACAAUGAUGUGUUCAAGUCGACGAAGCUCUAUCUAGCUGGCCGCAGCAUCGGGAGCACUAUGCGGAACGCAAGGAGCAUGUUGGAGUGGAUGGACGACAGCAUUGUGAGAGAGUUUGAGGCAGUGGCCGGCGGCGCUCGGGCGGGGAAUAGCGGCGGUGGCGGUCGUAAGGGCAAGGAUGCCGGCCCUUUCGAUUUUAAACACAUACGAUUGCUUGAGAGGAAAGCGCAGGUUGAACGGAUACUGCAGCAAGCGGCAGAUGAUUCUGAACCGAAAGGCAAAGUUAUCCUGGCAACCGACACGAGCCUGGAGUGGGGUUUCUCCAAGGAUGUUCUGAAAGCAAUCGCGGGAGACGCAAGAAACCUGGUGGUUCUCACAGAGAAACCCAGCCUUAAUCGAGGCAAGCCGUCCAUCGCGCGGACCUUGUGGGAAUGGUGGAAGGAGAGAAAGGAUGGCGUGGCUGUCGAGCAAACGAGCAGCGGUGACACGUUCGAGCAGGUAUACGUGGGUAACCGCGAGUUGGAGGUGGCUGACGCUUCACGGCAAGCGUUGGAAGGAAACGAACUAGGUGUCUACCAACAGUGGCUCGCUACACAGCGGCAACUCCAAGCUACUUUACAGAGCGGCGGUGCCGUCGCGUCGGAUCCUUCUGCCGAUGUAGUGGACGAUGCGUCGGAAACUACAACGGAAACCGAAGAAUCGGAAACGGAACAACAAGGAAAGGCCCUGAAUGUAUCGACGACAAUUGGGCAAGCAAGCCGAAAGAAGGUGGUCCUGAAAGACGAAGACCUAGGUAUUACCAUCUUAUUCAAGAAGAAGGGCGUCUACGACUUUGACGUCAGGGGCAAGAAGGGCAGGGAACGGAUGUUCCCCAUCGUCUUAAGACGGAAACGGAACGACGAAUUCGGCGAGCUCGUCCGACCCGAGGAAUACCUCCGUGCCGAAGAGCGUGAAGACACGGAUGGACAGGAGGAAAGGCAGGAUGGGGGCAGGCAAGAACAGGGCCUUGGCAAGAAGCGCAAGUUCGACGACGUGGGCGCCGCGGGCAAAGGAGGCUCGGGCCCCAACAAACGCCCUCAAGCCAAGCGUGCCCUCUCGGACGAGCCGGAGGCUACCGCGCUCUCCGAUGGCUCUGGCGGAGAUGAACUAGACGAGCUCGAAGACGAGGAGGAAGCCGUAGUAGGGCCGGCCAAGCUCGUCGUCACUACUCACACCGUCUCAGUCAGGCUCCGCAUCGCCUUUGUCGACUUCAGCGGCCUUCACGACAAACGCAGCCUGAACAUGCUGAUCCCAUUGAUCCAGCCACGCAAGCUGAUCCUCGUCGCGGGAGCGGAAGAAGAUACCCACGCCCUCGCUGCAGACUGCAAGAAGCUGUUGGGCGCACAGCUCACGUCGGAGUCGUCUCAGAACAGCGUCGACGUGUUCACUCCCGCCGUCAACACCACGGUCAACGCCUCGGUCGAUACCAACGCCUGGGUGGUCAAGCUGGCCGAUCCCUUCGUCAAGCGCCUGAAGUGGCAAAACGUGCGCGGGUUGGGCAUCGUCACCGUGACGGGUUUACUCCUCCCCGGGGGCGAAAUCGCCAUCCAACAACAACAGCAAGACUCGGAACGCCUCGAAGACGGAGACACGGCGAACAAGCGCCAGAAACUCGAGGACACACCCUCCGCCGCCGCCACUCCAGAACCAAACGGGGCUCUCGUCGCAACAACAACGGCGGCGAAGAACAAACCCGCACUCCCAACACUGGACGUUCUCCCGCCCACCCUCGCGUCAGCCGUCCGUUCGGCCGCGCAGCCCCUGCACGUCGGCGACCUGCGACUGGCAGACCUCCGCCGGGCGAUGCUCAGCGCGGGCCACAGGGCCGAGUUCCGCGGCGAAGGCACGUUGCUCAUCGAUGGGACAGUGGCGGUGCGUAAGACGACAACCGGCAGGGUUGAGAUUGAGAGCGUUGAUUUCCCGCUCUCCGUGAGGGACGGCGGGGCCCGCGGUGGCGGCGGCGGGACGUUCUACGAGGUGAGAAGGAAGAUUUACGAGGGUCUGGCUGUUGUUGCGGGGGCGUGAGCUGUGUCAUUGUGUGGUUUGUUAGGAUUAUAGUCAGGAAGGAAAGCGCAAUGCCGGUCGGCGGUGGGAAGAUAGACUUGGAGCUAAGGUAGCUGGCUCCAAUUCAAAUGGCAUUAGUGGAAGCGUGCUUCCGGAGGCUUGUACAGGUUAUCCACGCGUUUGUAAAGCUCCAGAGAAUAUCGGUAGCUUAAUAGCAUCUUGAACCCAGAGAAUGGGCAAACUUUCAGGCC
Chaetomium strumarium is the source of this 3409-nucleotide messenger RNA. RefSeq names its product beta-lactamase-like protein. The record is from RefSeq and is a predicted model, not a curated record. The coding region runs from base 207 to 3179 and encodes 990 amino acids. The transcript is spliced from 2 exons. Gene Ontology annotation, biological process: mRNA 3'-end processing by stem-loop binding and cleavage. NCBI's taxonomy places the organism in Eukaryota, Fungi, Ascomycota, Sordariomycetes, Sordariales, Chaetomiaceae. Gene Ontology annotation, cellular component: mRNA cleavage and polyadenylation specificity factor complex. Gene Ontology annotation, molecular function: RNA binding.